Molecule: messenger RNA, 1452 nt
Organism: Fusarium pseudograminearum CS3096
Lineage: Eukaryota; Fungi; Ascomycota; Sordariomycetes; Hypocreales; Nectriaceae
Exons: 7
Coding region: 1-1452 (483 amino acids)
Biological process (GO): carbohydrate metabolic process
Molecular function (GO): hydrolase activity, hydrolyzing O-glycosyl compounds
Source: RefSeq, a predicted model, not a curated record
AUGGAAGGUUCAAGGACUGCUACCUCUGCCGCUGCGGCGGAGGACUCUUCUUCGCAGCGCGGAGCGAACCCUUUCGCUACGCCUGGUGUUGAUAACACCGAUAACCCUUUUGCGACACCCGCUGUUGCGACGCCCAUUGCCGAGUCUUUGGCAUCACGACAAUUGGGACAUCGCACAACUUCUUCAUUUGAUGCACCCACCGUCCGUCGACGCUUCAGAAGCAGUCGUCUUCAGGGCGAGUUUGAGAAGCCAUGGCUAGAGAGCAACAAGAAACAGUGGAAUUGGGAUAGUACCAUUUUCUACACAUGUAUCACCAUCGGUCUUGGUAUUGGUGCAUUUCUCUGUUGGAAGGAGACUCAGGUCCCCAAGCACGAGUACUGCAUGGUCAUGAACGACCAAUUCAAGAAUCUCGAUAACUGGAACCAUGAAGUUCAAAUGAACGGCUUCGGUACUGGUGCCUUUGACUGGACAACCAAUGAUCCAGCCAACUCAUAUGUCGACGCAGAGGGUCUUCAUAUUGUCCCUACAGCGACACUUGAGAGCACUUCCAUCACCAGGGACCAGCUCCUUAAUGGUUUCACGGUCAACAUGACCACCAACAGCCGCGUCUGGGGCAAGUGCACAGCCAAGAGCAUCAAGAAGAACAACGACCGCUGGCCCUGUGCAUCCCACAGCAACGCCACCCUCGGUCAGAUCAUCAACCCUGUGCGGUCCGCGCGCCUAAACACAAAGGGUAAAAAGACCAUCCGGUACGGCCGCGUCGAGGUCGUGGCGCGUAUGCCCAAAGGUGACUGGCUCUGGCCUGCCAUCUGGAUGAUGCCCCAGGAUGAGGUCUACGGCGAGUGGCCCAAGUCGGGUGAGAUUGAUAUUGCUGAGAGCCGUGGUAACGAUGCGAGGAAGUACCCCAUGGGUAACAACCUUGUGUCCUCGGCGCUUCACUGGGGAACUGCUACGGAGAAUGAUCGCUGGAGGAAAGCUUCUGGCGAGUGGGGAGGCAAGCGAGUCCUCUACUCUGAGAAAUUCCACACAUAUGGUUUGGAGUGGAGUGAGAAGUAUCUCUUUACCUGGCUUGAUGGCCGUCUUCGACAAGUUCAAUUCUUUGACUUUACCAAGAACAAGAACCUCUGGACCUACGGUGAAUUCGCCGGCCAGUCCAUCAACGGUUCCAUCCCCACGGACCCGUGGAGCAGCACAGGCCGUAAAAACACGCCUUUUGACGAAUCAUUCUACCUCAUCCUCAACGUCGCAGUCGGCGGUACUAACGGCUGGUUUCCCGACGCGAUUGGCGACAAGCCCUGGGCUGACAGCAGCGAGACCCCUAUGCGAGACUUUUGGAAGGCCAACUCUACUUGGCUGCCCACCUGGGGUCCUGUCAAGGAUCGUGGCAUGGUUGUGAAGUCUGUCAAGAUGUGGCAGGAGGGCAGAUGUGCUGGGGCUGUCAGAUCUGAAUAA